This is a messenger RNA of Saccostrea echinata, 688 nucleotides long. RefSeq lists its product as uncharacterized. NCBI's taxonomy places the organism in Eukaryota, Metazoa, Mollusca, Bivalvia, Ostreida, Ostreidae. The transcript has 4 exons. The record is from RefSeq and is a predicted model, not a curated record. The coding region runs from base 140 to 688 and encodes 182 amino acids.
UAUGCUUUUAUAUAAAAUUCUUGAUUUUCUGUGUUUUCUACAUGCUAACAAAUAUACAGCUUCCAAAGUUAAGCCCCUUCCUCCCAUUUUAACUAUAAGAGUUAUCUCCCAUUUCCCAUAAUGCAGCAGGGCAUCAGUAAUGGCAGCCUCCAUUGGAAAAUGUUCCAUCAGUGUUUAUACUCCAAGUUGUUGUUCUUUUCCACCUCUGCAUCCAUCAGAAAUAAGUUUGAUUAGAUUAAAAGACUGCAAGAGAGGCAUUGUAUCACAUCUGUUGAAAAAUGGGAUUCGAUCUGGCAUGAAAGGAGAGGCUGAUGUGUUCAGUGAAGCAGACCUAAUAUGCAAGCGCGUGAGACUCUUCACUAUUGAGGAAGCAUUUACGGUAUGUCCCUAUCACAGAGACUUUCUUGGUGUACAUUGGCGUCCCAAGACAUCUUGUCAGUAUCCUGACCACCAGGGAAAUGCCAAGCCAUAUCGGAGUUUCAACUCUCUUGUGUCCAAGCGGAUGGUUUCCGAGUUUGGUACUUUAGUGCCUAUAGGUUCUGGAAUAUGCAGAAAAUGUCAUGGAGAUUAUUUGAAUCUUCCUUCAUCAAUAGGCAUGAUAGGAGAGGCUCAGGCUGAAACAGAUAUUGAAGCAUGGAGUUGUCGACUCCGGACAAGAAAGACAGAGACUGUUAUAUAUGAAGUAUGA